GUGGCUGUACCUGGCCAAGCUGUCUUCCGUGGGGAGUAUUUCGGAGGAAGAGACCUGUGAAAAGCUGAAAGGGUUGAUCCAGCGCCAGGUGCAGAUGUGCAAGAGGAACCUGGAGGUGAUGGACUCGGUGCGCCGGGGCGCGCAGCUGGCCAUCGAGGAGUGCCAGUUCCAGUUCCGCAACCGGCGCUGGAACUGCUCCACGCUGGACGCCCUGCCCGUCUUCGGCAAGGUGGUCACGCAAGGGACGCGGGAAGCAGCUUUUGUGUAUGCCAUCUCCUCCGCAGGCGUGGCCUUCGCGGUGACUCGGGCUUGCAGCAGUGGAGAGCUGGACAAGUGCGGCUGUGACCGGACUGUGCAUGGCGGCAGUGCCCAGGGCUUCCAGUGGUCGGGCUGCUCUGAUAACAUUGCCUACGGAGUGGCCUUCUCGCAGUCCUUUGUCGACGUCAGGGAGAGGAGCAAAGGGGCCUCCUCCAACCGAGCUCUCAUGAACCUGCACAACAACGAGGCUGGGAGGAAGGCGAUCCUGAACAACAUGCGGGUGGAGUGCAAGUGUCACGGCGUCUCCGGCUCUUGCGAGUUCAAGACGUGCUGGAAAGCGAUGCCUCCCUUCCGCAAAGUGGGCAACGUGCUGAAGGAGAAAUUCGACGGGGCCACCGAAGUGGAGCAGAGCGAGAUCGGCUCCACCAAGGUCCUGGUCCCGAAGAACUCCCAGUUCAAACCGCACACUGACGAGGAUCUCGUUUACCUGGACUCCAGCCCCGACUUCUGUGACCACGACCUGAAGAACGGGGUCCUGGGCACCAGUGGCCGCCAGUGCAACAAGACUUCCAAGGCCAUUGACGGCUGCGAGCUGAUGUGCUGCGGCAGGGGCUUCCACACGGACGAGGUGGAGGUGGUGGAGAGGUGCAGCUGCAAGUUCCACUGGUGCUGCUUUGUGAAAUGCAAACAGUGCCACCGGGUGGUAGAAAUGCACACGUGCCGGUGACCCGCCCGGCCGCCCUCCGCCACUCGCCCGCUCUCCCCUGCCUGUUGCCUCCGGACUGGGAAAAGGGAUGCAGAGACUGCCAGGAGAGGGCUGCCGUUCAGAGAGACAGAGCGCAAGAGGAAAAACAGAUUUUUAAAGAAAAAAAUAUUUAAAGUUUCCAAAAAGU
Messenger RNA from Gavialis gangeticus (Gharial), 1151 nucleotides. It is a transcript of the gene WNT4, whose product is annotated as Wnt family member 4. Gene Ontology annotation, cellular component: extracellular region. Gene Ontology annotation, molecular function: frizzled binding; cytokine activity. NCBI's taxonomy places the organism in Eukaryota, Metazoa, Chordata, Crocodylia, Gavialidae. Gene Ontology annotation, biological process: canonical Wnt signaling pathway; cell fate commitment; neuron differentiation. The record is from RefSeq and is a predicted model, not a curated record. Bases 95 to 985 code for a protein of 296 amino acids. The transcript is spliced from 5 exons.